GGGUGCCGCUUCUUGCUGUUCGCCACUAGUCACCCUGGGCACUGUUGAGCGGCCACGUUAAUGCUGAGCGUGUUGUGUUUCAAAGUGUUAAGGAAGAUGCAGAGACGACACAGCAGCAUCACUGAUAGCCUCCCUCCUGAAAGAAGCCGGAGCCAGACCAUCAGCUCCGAGACGAGCGUGGACGAAGGCGGUGUCUUCGAAAGCCUCAAGACCGAGCCUCCUCCUCCUCAGCAGCUCUUCUCAGGAUUGGGGGGCAUCCCGUCGGGCACAAUCACAGCCACCCCUUUCCAGUCCAGUUUGGUCCUCGGGUCCUCCGUUGGCGGCGGGGAGGUGUUCAUCCAGAUGCCGGCCCCGCGGGAAGAGGGGACCAGCCGCACAGAAGGAGGGCCUUACCACCACCGGCAGCAGCCCCACCACUACCACCACAGCCACCAGCGGGGAUCCUCCUUGCUGCACAUGGCUGGCAGCGACCGCCACGGGCAUGCUGAGGAGGGCUCCGAGGACCAGCCUGGGACCCCGGCCCCCGCCCUUUCGGAGCUGAAGGCCGUGAUCUCCUGGCUGCAGAAGGGGCUCCCCUUCAUUAUGAUUCUCUUGGCUAAAAUUUGUUUCCAGCAUAAGCUAGGAAUUUCUCUGUGUAUCGGCAUGGCCAGCACAUUUGCAUAUGCAAACUCAACUCUGCGAGAACAAGUCUCCUUGAAGGAAAAGAGGUCGGUGCUGGUGGUUUUCUGGAUCCUGGCCUUUCUUGCAGGGAACACCCUGUACCUGCUGUAUACCUUCAGCUCGCAACAGUUGUACAACAGCCUCAUCUUCCUGAAACCCAACCUGGAGAAGCUGGAUUUCUUUGACCUGAUGUGGAUCGUGGGGAUAACCGACUUUGUACUCAAAUACGUCACUAUUGCCUUGAAAUGCCUGGUCGUCUCCCUGCCAAAAAUUGUCCUUGCCGUCAAAUCAAAGGGGAAGUUCUAUUUGGUCAUUGAAGAAUUGAGCCAGCUGUUCCGUUCCCUGGUCCCCAUCCAGCUGUGGUACAAAUACAUCAUGGGGGAUGAUCCGUCAAGCAGCUACUUCCUCGGGGGGAUGCUCCUUAUCUUAUACAGCCUCUGCAAAUCUUUCGACAUCUGUGGUCGGGUGGGAAGCGUAAGGAAAGCCUUGAAGGUCCUUUGCACUCCUCAGAACUAUGGAGUCCGUGCGACUAAUCAGCAGUGCAGCGAGGCUGGGGACAUAUGUGCCAUUUGCCAGGCCGAGUUCAGGGAACCGCUGAUCCUCUUGUGCCAGCAUGUAUUUUGUGAAGAGUGCCUUUGCCUUUGGUUUGACCGGGAGAAGACGUGUCCGCUGUGUCGUUCUGUGGCUGUGGAAACUGUGCGCUGCUGGAAAGAUGGCACCACUUCAGCUCAUUUCCAGGUUUAUUAAGUUCCAG
Molecule: messenger RNA, 1414 nt
Organism: Euleptes europaea (tarantolino)
Lineage: Eukaryota; Metazoa; Chordata; Lepidosauria; Squamata; Sphaerodactylidae
Gene: RNFT2
Product: ring finger protein, transmembrane 2
Exons: 9
Coding region: 61-1407 (448 amino acids)
Biological process (GO): positive regulation of ERAD pathway
Molecular function (GO): ubiquitin protein ligase activity
Source: RefSeq, a predicted model, not a curated record